UGUACUGCCCACUCAGCCUCUGUUAGCUGCAGCAGUCCUAAACUACAGUAGUGUCCCUGUUUCAGUGUUUCUGGGUUCCUGAUUGAGCUCAAACGAGUCUUGAUUACACUUUCUUUAAAGUUUUGCAAGCUACCCGGGGACAUUAUUUACGAUGGAGAGCAAGAGGAAGGGUAUCUUGGAGCGACUAAAUGCUGGGGAGGUCAUUGUAGGAGAUGGAGGUUAUGUGAUUCAACUAGAGCGACGAGGUUAUGUGAAGGGUGGACACUGGACACCUGAAGCAGCUGUUGAACACCCUGAAGCAGUGCGGCAGCUGCACAGAGAGUUCCUGAGAGCAGGAUCUAAUGUGCUUCAGACAUUCACCUUCUACUGUAGUGAGGAUAAGCUGGAGAUGAGUGGAAAUGUCACUGACAUCACCGGGGCCCAGAUCAAUGAGGCAGCCUGUGACCUGGCCAGGGACGUAGCCAAAGAGGGUGAUGCAUUGGUUGCUGGAGGUGUGUCUCAGACUCCCUGCUAUGUGAAGAGUCACAGUGAGGCUGAGGUGAAAGCCAUCUUUAAGAAACAGAUGGAGGAUUUCCUCAAGAAGGACAUUGAUUUCUUUAUAGCAGAGUACUUUGAACAUGUGGAAGAGGCAGGCUGGGCAGUGGAGGUGUUGAAGACCAGCGGUAAACCAGUGGGUGCAACAUUGUGUAUCUCCCCUUACGGAGACAUGCACGGAGUCCCACCUGGAGAGUGUGCUGUCAGACUCGUCAAAGCUGGAGCGGACAUUGUUGGAAUAAACUGCCACUUGGACCCUCUGACGUGCGUUCGUACAGUGAAGUUGAUGAAAGAGGGAUUGGAAAAAGCUGGUCUCAAAGCCCAUCUCAUGAUCCAGCCACUGGGCUUUCACACACCUGAGUGCAACCACACUGGAUACCUCAGCCUACCUGAGUUCCCCUUCGCACUGGAGACCAGAGCAAUUACCCGCUGGGACAUCCAUAAAUACGCCAGAGAGGCUUACAAUGCUGGAAUUCGCUACAUUGGUGGCUGCUGUGGAUUUGAGCCCUACCAUAUCAGAGCUAUAGCAGAGGAGCUGGCUGCAGAGAGAGGAUUCCUCCCACCAGCUUCAGAGAAGCAUGGACUCUGGGGAGCUGCUCUAGAGAUGCACACUAAACCCUGGGUCAGAGCCAGGGCUCGUCGAGAGUACUGGGAAAACCUUUUGCCUGCUUCUGGACGUCCGAAAUGCCCAUCCAUGGCCACACCAGAAGAUGAUUAUGAAAAACAGCUGAAAUCUAACAUACCAACAUAAUCUCAUGUUUACACUAUACAGUUUUUUGUAUUCUUUAUAUGUCUGACUUUUUCAUAUCAAGAAUGAUAAUAAAAACUCAAGAAUUCAA
Dicentrarchus labrax (European seabass) is the source of this 1373-nucleotide messenger RNA. RefSeq names its product betaine--homocysteine S-methyltransferase 1-like. Gene Ontology annotation, molecular function: zinc ion binding; betaine-homocysteine S-methyltransferase activity. The record is from RefSeq and is a predicted model, not a curated record. Lineage: Eukaryota; Metazoa; Chordata; Actinopteri; Moronidae. The transcript has 8 exons. The coding region runs from base 152 to 1285 and encodes 377 amino acids.